AUGGAAAAGCGGCUGCUCGAGACGGAAAAUGUUCUUUGUGUCUUGCUGUCGCAGUGCUCAGAGGCGCAGUUGAAUUCGGCUUUAUCUGAACUCCGCAUGCCCAACUCGGGUAAUGGGAAAGACACCCGCGCUGCCGAGGCAGCAAGACGAGAAAGGUUUGGUCCUGUAUAUUGGGCCAAAUUUCCUCUCAAAUCAGCACAAGAUAUUAAGCGCUGGGCUGAGGACAAGUCAUCGAUUUCCGUUGCAUCGCCCCGUUCAGAGUCGAUUCAAGUCGCUGCCAGCCACACACAGGAUCUCAACAGCGACGACGAAUACCACGACGAAUCCACGCAGGCGUUGGACACUCCCCUCAGCCCAUUGAAUGUAACAUCUGCUGUUGUUGAGUCUUCAAGUCCCACCUCAAACCUCUCUGCUGCGACUCCAGAUCGCGAGCGGGCGGGCUUUGAGGCCGUUGAGCCAAUGGAUGGAAUGUCGGGGGAAGAGAUUCAAGGCAUAGGAGGAAUGAUGUUCGAGAAUCACAGGUUGGCAGAACCUCAAAGGAGUGCUCAAGAGUCCUCACAAACUCAACCUUCAGAAAGUUACGAAAUUGCCUUUCUUUGGUAG
Messenger RNA from Colletotrichum gloeosporioides, 603 nucleotides. RefSeq lists its product as uncharacterized. Bases 1 to 603 code for a protein of 200 amino acids. NCBI's taxonomy places the organism in Eukaryota, Fungi, Ascomycota, Sordariomycetes, Glomerellales, Glomerellaceae. The record is from RefSeq and is a predicted model, not a curated record. The transcript has a single exon.